Aegilops tauschii subsp. strangulata is the source of this 3103-nucleotide messenger RNA. NCBI's taxonomy places the organism in Eukaryota, Viridiplantae, Streptophyta, Magnoliopsida, Poales, Poaceae. The record is from RefSeq and is a predicted model, not a curated record.
ACCCUCACCGAAUCCGAACAUUAUUCCUUUUCUUUCUCCUUCUGCUUUUCCGUUCGUAUUUACUCCUCUCCUUCUUUUCGAAAUUCACAAAUUACCAACCUCCCCAUAAAAGCCACGCCUUCGUGCUCCUCCUCUCUCUUCCUCCUCGCCCCCAUCCCCCACCCGCUCUCGUCCCUCUCCCCCGUCCUUCGCCGCCGACGCCGACGCCGACUGCCGCACGGGGGCCCUCCAGCGCAAUCUCCACGAAAUGGAGGACCCCUGUCUUUCUACGCAGCUUAUUGAUGGAGAUGGUGUUUUCAAUGUUUCUGGAUUGGAGAGUUUCAUGAAGGAAGUUAAAUUGGCCGAAUGUGGGCUCUCAUACGCUGUUGUAUCAAUAAUGGGCCCACAGAGUAGUGGAAAAAGUACACUUUUGAAUCAUCUUUUCCGCACCAAUUUUAGGGAGAUGGAUGCUUUCAGAGGAAGGUCACAGACAACCAAAGGUAUAUGGAUGGCAAAGGCCCAGAAUAUUGAACCGUGCACCCUUGUAAUGGAUUUGGAAGGCACUGAUGGAAGAGAGAGGGGAGAGGAUGACACGGCCUUUGAGAAACAGAGUGCAUUAUUUGCUUUGGCUGUUUCGGAUAUUGUGUUGAUCAAUAUGUGGUGCCAUGAUAUUGGCAGAGAACAGGCUGCGAACAAGCCUCUUUUGAAGACUGUUUUCCAGGUCAUGAUGAGAUUAUUCAGUCCUCGCAAAACAACAAUGCUAUUUGUUAUUCGUGACAAAUCAAAGGUGAGCGCUGACAGGGUGCAUUUUAUGCGACGAACUAUGAUAUUUUCCGAAGCAACUGCCAGUUAUCUUUUUUUUUUACUUCCUGAACCUAAUUUUGUGUAUGGUGAUAUAUACAACCUUUCUGGUUUUAAACAGACACCUUUGGAAAAUCUUGAACCGAUUUUAAGAGAAGAUAUUCAGAAGAUAUGGGAUGGUGUUCCUAAACCCCAUGCCCAUAAAGAUACUCCUCUCAGUGAAUUUUUCAAUGUGCAAGUGGUGGCCCUUAACAGUUAUGAGGAAAAGGAAGAGUUAUUUAGAGAGCAGGUUUCCAACUUGAGAGAUAGGUUUCAACAGUCUAUUGCUCCUGGUGGACUUGCUGGAGAUCGGCGUGGUGUUGUUCCAGCAUCAGGUUUUUCAUUUAGCUCACAGCAAUUUUGGAAGGUCAUCAAGGAGAACAAAGACCUUGACCUACCUGCUCAUAAAGUUAUGGUGGCUACUGUGCGUUGUGAAGAAAUCGGUUAUGAGAAAGUUGCCACUUUUACAGCCGAUGAGGAAUGGCAACAAUUUGAGGAGGCUGUUCAAAGUGACUAUGUACCAGGUUUCGGGAAGAAAAUCAGCAGCCUGCUUGAUAGAUGUUUAUCAGAAUACGACAUGGAGGCUAUUUAUUUUGAUGAAGGUGUCAGAACAUCAAAAAGACAUCAACUUGAGUCUAAACUCUUGCAGCUUGUCAAUCCUGCGUACCAAUCUCUUCUUGGUCAUUUACGGACUAGAACUUUAGAAGCAUUCAAAGAGUCCUUUGAUAAGGCCGUUGAAAAGGAGGGAUUUGCUGUUGCUGCUCGCGAUUCUACCCAGAUUUUCUUGGAGAAGUUUGAUAAAGGAUCUGAAGAUGCUACCAUUCAACAAGUGAACUGGGAUCCCUCGAAAGUUAAGGAUAAGCUUAAGCGUGACAUUGAGGCUCAUGUGGUGUCAGUUCGUGCUACAAAGCUUUCUGAACUUUGUGCCACAUAUGAGGGCAAACUUACCAAAGCUCUUGCAGAACCUGUUGAAGCUCUUCUAGAUUCAGCCAGUGAAGACACCUGGCCAGCUAUUAGAAAGCUUCUUCAGCGUGAGACAACAGCCGCCGUUUCAGGUCUUGAAUCUGCUAUUUCAACUUUUGAGCUUGAUGAAGCUACUGAGAAAGAAUUGCUCUUGAGGCUGGAGAAUCAUGGAAGGAGCGUUGUUGAAUCAAAGGCAAGAGAAGAAGCUGCAAGGAUCUUGAUCCGCAUGAAGGACAGGUUCUCGACGUUAUUCAGUCGUGAUGCCGACUCGAUGCCAAGAGUAUGGACAGGAAAGGAAGACAUCAAAGCAAUUACUAAAACUGCUCGUUCAGCUUCCAUGAAGUUGCUUUCUACGAUGGCUGCAAUUCGGUUGGAAGAAGACGGUGACAACAUUGAUACCACUCUUUCCCUUGCUCUAGUAGAUGCUGCGAGGCCAGGGACUACAGAUAGAAGUAUUCAAUCGCUUGAUCCACUUGCCUCCAGUUCAUGGGAAAGGGUUCCAGAGGAGAGAACUUUAAUCUCCCCUGUCCAGUGCAAGUCUCUGUGGAGGCAAUUUAAAGCUGAAACUGAGUAUACCGUCACUCAAGCCAUAGCUGCUCAGGAAGCAAACAAGAGGAACAACAACUGGCUGCCUCCUCCAUGGGCGCUCGCUGCGAUGGCUGUCCUUGGUUUCAAUGAGUUCAUGACAUUACUGAGGAACCCAUUUUACCUGGCCGUCAUGUUUGUAGUUUUCCUAGUCGGGAAAGCCAUGUGGGUACAACUAGACAUUGCCAAUGAAUUCCGAAAUGGAUUUCUUCCAGCUCUCCUUUCGCUGUCGACAAAAUUUGUUCCGACAAUUAUGAACAUUCUGAAGAGACUAGCUGAUGAGGGGGCAGCGCCCGCAGCCCCAGAGAGGCAGAGAGAGACGGAGCUCCAACCAAGGAAUAAUAGUUCAAACAGCAACGUGACAUCAGCAGGUUCCUCCAGCUUAACCUCUUCAGAGAAUGGACCUGAAUAUUCAAGCCCGGUAGCACAAUGAUGAGUGGAUCCCUAGCUUUUAGCUGAAAGCUCUAGUUGUAGCUGCAACGGUUUGAGCCUAGGAGAUUGAAGUGCCUUGCGGUUUUUGUACGCUCGCUUGCCCUUCCCAACCUGAUGUAUGAAAAUUAUGUGGAAGAGUCCACAGCUGUUAUAUAAGGAAUUUUGGGGUUGGGAAUCGUUUGUAAGAAACAUUGUAGAAUAACUUCCUUUUCACUUCUAUUUUUGUAAUAUCUUAUAUGAUGGUUGUAUAGAAGAUUUGUGAUUAUUUUUGUUAUAUCCACCCAACCCAUGAGGGCAGGAAAAA